Colossoma macropomum (tambaqui) is the source of this 5348-nucleotide messenger RNA. Its product is annotated as flotillin-2a. NCBI's taxonomy places the organism in Eukaryota, Metazoa, Chordata, Actinopteri, Characiformes, Serrasalmidae. Gene Ontology annotation, cellular component: plasma membrane. Gene Ontology annotation, biological process: regulation of myoblast differentiation; protein localization to plasma membrane. Bases 125 to 1411 code for a protein of 428 amino acids. The record is from RefSeq and is a predicted model, not a curated record. The transcript has 11 exons.
GGAGGAGGGUCUGUUUAUCUCGCCAUUUUUCUAUGUUGUAGCCUUUUUUGAGGCGUUUCUAAAGGAGGACCGCUUGAACAGAGCUGUGGAUAUCUCCCCUGAAAGCGUCGGGACGAUAAUAAAAAUGGGAAACUGCUACACGGUCGGACCAAACGAAGCGCUGGUCGUCUCAGGUGGCUGCUGUGGGUCCGACCAGAAGACCUACACAGUGGGAGGAUGGGCCUGGGCGUGGUGGCUUCUGACCGAUAUACAAAAGAUAACCCUAGAGAUUAUGACCCUGCAGCCCAAGUGUGAGGAUGUUGAGACAGCCGAGGGUGUGGCUCUUACAGUCACAGGGGUGGCACAGGUAAAGGUAAUGACAGAUAAGGAGCUACUGUCUCUUGCCUGUGAGCAGUUCCUGGGUAAGUCGGUGACGGAGAUUAAAGGGGUGGUCCUGCAGACACUGGAGGGUCAUCUCCGUUCCAUUCUGGGCACUCUGACAGUGGAGCAGAUUUACCAGGACAGAGACCAGUUUGCCAGUCUGGUGAGGGAGGUGGCUGCUCCUGAUGUGGGUAGGAUGGGCAUCGAGAUCCUCAGCUUCACAAUUAAGGACGUCUAUGAUAAAGUGGACUACCUGAGCUCAUUGGGAAAGACCCAGACAGCAGCUGUGCAGAGAGAUGCAGAUAUUGGAGUGGCAGAGGCUGAGAGAGAUGCAGGAAUCAGAGAGGCAGAAUGCAAGAAGGAAAUGAUGGACGUAAAGUUCUUAGCAGACACUAAGAUGGCCGACUCAAAGCGUGAGCUCGAGAUGCAGAAAGCGUCUUUCAACCAGGAAGUCAAUGCAAAGAAAGCUGAAGCUCAGCUGGCUUAUGAACUGCAGGCAGCUAAGGAGCAGCAAAAGAUCCGUUUGGAGGAGAUUGAGAUUGAGGUGGUGCAGAGGAAGAAACAGAUCACCAUAGAAGAGAAGGAAAUCGUUCGCACUGAUAAAGAGCUGAUUGCCACAGUGAAGCGACCGGCCGAGGCAGAGGCCUAUAAGAUGAAGCAGCUGGCAGAAGGACAUAAAGUGAAGAAAGUGCUGACAGCGCAGGCGGAAGCAGAGAAGAUCCGACGUAUAGGUGAGGCUGAAGCUGCCUCCAUUGAAGCAGUGGGCAAGGCUGAAGCAGAAAAGAUGAGGAUGAAGGCCGAGGCCUACCAGCAGUAUGGAGAAGCGGCAAAAACCGCUCUGGUCCUGGAGGCACUGCCCAAGAUUGCUGGGAAGGUGGCAGCACCCUUGGCCCGAACCAAUGAGAUUGUCAUUCUUAGCGGUGAGGGCAGCCGCGUGACCGGAGAAGUGAAUCGCCUGUUGGCUGAGCUGCCUGUCUCUGUCAAUGCCCUCACAGGAGUGGACCUGUCAAAGAUCCCUUUGCUGCAGAAAAUGACCAAUGCUCAAGCAUGAAGACCCUCCACUCUUUGGCCUUUGCAACACAUCAGUUUCAAUGCACUCUUAAAUGCCUUUGUAAAGGAACACUUGAAAACAGAACUCUCUCUGAAAGAGAUUUUAUUUGACCAGACCUCUGGUGCCUUAUAAUUAUAGGACCAGACAUCACUGCAUGUGCCCAUUGUGUUUGGAGUUUAAAUCACAGUUUAUUUGAUCUUAUCAUCCCAUGCUAUAUCUGAUCUUUUUUACUGAUUUUUUUUUUCACUCUUUCUACUGGUAAGCAUAUCUGUUUAUGUUGUCUGUUUCAUAUUGUUACAAACAAGUUCAUGCAAUUUCCAGUUGCAAAGAAGGCAUGUUGUAUUGGCCUGGCAGGAUAGAGAACAUACAGUUGAAGUGUCUAGGUUCAGUUUUCAUCAUCUCGUAAACAAUAUGCUGGUUUGGACAGGGUGCUGGAUCAGUGCUUCUACUUACAGAUACAGAACCACCGGGCCCAUUUCUUGAGCUAGGAAAAGUUUGAUCUACUGGCAUGCGAAAAGGAUAAUCAGCAUUACGGCUGGGUAUCAAAAUUCCAACUUCAAAAUACUUCAAUACUAAAGAGUAUGGUUUGAUUGAGUACCAAAUUUCUAUACUUAAUUCAGCUACGUCAGAGAGCCAAUAAGCAUGCUUGUUCCAGAGGGUCUAGACUGGUGAUUGGCUGUUUAAAUUUUGUGUUAUUAACAUUAGCAUUUCUAGAUUAGUCUGCAGUUCUUUGCAGUAAAUACUGCCCACUUCCAGCUCCUCACACUCAUUUCUGGUUUUAACCACUCAUAUUUUCAGUUUGAAAUUUAGAAAGAGGUAUCACAAUUAGCGAAAUCUAGGCAUUGAUAUCAGUUUUGAAAAAUCUUGAAUGAUACCCAGCCCUAAUCAGCAAGGUGCAUUUGCGGUUUACAUUUUCAAAAAGGGAAUCAGAUUUACUGUUGUUUGUUUUUGCUAGUCUGUCAUUACUACUGCAUUAGGUUCAAUGCAGAAACACCGUAAAGCUCACAUAUAUUCAUAAUUGAUUAGUUUAAGAUCAGCUAUUUUAAUAUUUUGCUAUUUCUCAUCUUUGGUUUGCAUGGUCUGCAUAAUGUCACAUUAAAAAGUGCAAUCUACCUAGACUACGACCAAUAUGCAAAGCGUAGCCGAUAUGGCAGCAAGAUUAGCGAUAUGCAUGUAAGAUUUAGAAGUGUAACAGUAAUGUAUGUUUAAGGGUCUGUCCCCUUGAGUGGUCCCUGCAUAGAAUUUGAACGUGUCCACUCGUGUAGAAGCAAGACUCCAAAAUAAGAGUUUUUACGUUUGUUUUUGUGAGCAUUCUGUAAAUGAAUGUACAUUUUAGUGUAUGUCUUUGUGUCUUUAUCUUCAGCCUGUCCGUCGCUGGUUUUUGUACGCUUUCACUCUUCUUCUGCAGAAGUUCUGACAUUCUAAAUAUGAAAUCUUAAUAUUGAAGUCCACUUUGAAGAUGAUUGCAUCCAUUGUUGCUCUGAAGUGUAUAUAUGUAAUUUCAGCAGGUUUAGCUUUUCUUCAUACCACCAUCUUAUGUGCCGACAAAUGUCAGAGUUCAUUUAGUUACAUUUUAACAACAAAUAUAUUGUCACCAAAUAUGUCCACUGGCCAGUAGGAAUACAAGCUGUUUGCCAAAUAGCCAAAGGAAUUUCAACUACAAUUCAGCAGGUUUGUGCAACUUUAAGCAAUCAGUAUGUAGAGUUAGAGUUUGGCUUGCAGUGUUUAUAGAAUAGAUUGGGAAGAGCUGAGUGGAAAAUGAACGUGAUGGUGAACUCUAAUAUUGUCCACUCAGCGGUAUACACUAGUACUUACCUCUGGCUGCCACUUUUGGACUGUUUUAAAGAUUGCUGUUAUUGACGUUGAAGGUUUAUGUGUAAGGGUCAAGACAAGGACAUCAGAAGAAUUUAAAAGUUUAUCAAAUAGCCAUAGUAAGUAAAUAGUUUUAUUCUUUUCUGGAUAUUGAUAAUAGUUGCUAUAUAUAAUUGCAUAUAUGUUUGACAUGAAAGAAUAUUGUUCUUGUAUUCAUGUUUGGUCUUUUUUGGUCUUUACUGUUAUGCUCCAGUUAUACAAUGUGAAAAUCAGAUAUACUGAACUUAGCACCUGGGGUUGUUCAUUAAAUACCUUACACUAUGUAACAGAGAAAUGUGUACUGAUAUUCAGUAAACAAGGGACCUUUUAGCAUUCAGAUGUGGAGAUUUUCAGUUCAGCUCCCAUGUUUUGUUCCAGAUCCUAGUAUAUCUUAACCCUCAGAAGUCUCAGUUAUUACUGUUGGUAAUGAAAAGAUGUAAUUCCAUAUUUUUUUUCCAUUCGUAGCUCCAUGAAACAAGCAGGAAAUUCUGUUGCUUAUCUUACAAUCAAUACCACAUUUGUGGUUCGAAGUAGAAACCACACGACCAAUCCCAGUCACCAAUGACCGAAAGUUAUUGUUGUGCCUACAGUGAACUAUACCGAAACAAACAGAAGGAAGUUGGAGGACUAAAUGUUACUAAUUGUGUAACUUACUAUAAAAUUCAAUAUAUAAUUACAUUUUAAUAGUGUAUGGCAAAACAAAAUAACUUGACCUCUAAGGGGUAACCUGAUAAUCAACAGCUUAGGAGCUGGAAUAAAACACAGAAUGAGGACUAAUUGAGAACACUUGAGAUUUGUGUUAAACAGUUUGUUGCUGUUGAGACAAAACUGCACUGGGGACAAAAAGAAUUCUGAAUUUAACCCUUUACUGCAUGGUGUUGCCAUGUGGCAACAAUAGCUAGUUUUCUGUCUGGCUACAAUACAAUAAUAAAACUAUUUUUUCUGUUCUUUUAUGGAACUGUAGGCUUUAUGGGUAAUAUAGUAUCCAUAAUCUGAUUACAUGCCGUCCUGUUGCAGUCCAUAUUCAUUUUUUUCACACACAUCAUACAGUGAGCUAUAGUUCAGUAUUUAUAAACAAACAUAAGGCAAAGUAGGAAAUUAGUUUCUUUUUCAGAAGUUAAACCAGUUUAGAUGUUUGGGGUUUUUUAUGUAAAACAAUAAAAUAUUGUUGCCAUAUGGCAACAGCAUGCGACAAUUGAACUGCAAUAAGAAUGCAUUCAAUGAGAGUAAAUCAGUAUGAUGCCAUUGGAAAUAUGCCAUAUUCACAACUUUUUAUUUUUUUAUUUUUUUUUAUUUUGCAAGUUGAUUUUAGCAGUAUAUUGUUUUCAAAUAUUUCAGGGUUCCAAAACAUUUAUGUGUUUAUGGCUGUUGCAUAUGUUUUUAUGCCCGGAUAUUGAAUGGGGCAGUUUGCUAUGGUGGUGUAUUGGUUUACUCACGGUAUGUAUUGAAGAUGGCAGUUCCAUUGUCGUACGCUGUUGCCAUAUGGCAACAAAAUGUGACGUACCCACAGCAAUCUCCAAAAAGAAUGUCUGUUUAAUAAUUUAUGCAGUAAACGGUUAAUAUCAGUUGAAAUUAUGCCAAGAUAGUGGAAACCUCCUCUUUUCCUGUAACAAAUUUAUAAAUUUUGGAGGAAAUUUUGGUAAAUUAUACCAGGUAUUUGAAUCUUUGCUGAUUAUUCUUGAAGAAUUCUAGCAAAAAUUGUACCUAUGUAUCCUUACGAAUAAAUGAUAAUCAUUUUGUCAUUAGCAGUCCUCUGCCAGUUGUUACUAGAUGCUGUAUAAAUACCGAGAAAGACUGUGCAACAUUUCGUGAAAUUGACUCAUACAAACUCAUACUUUUGACUGCCUUAUCAAUACCUUCUGGUAGUACUGAUGGAGCGUUGUUCCGGUUCAGGUUCAGGUGUGUUGUCUAGUUUACAAAGCUCAUGCUGAUGUGAGAUUGCAAUAGAUGACCAAACGUGAAAUGCCUAGUUACUUACUGUAUACCUAUACCUCUCCCAUAUAGAAUGAAUAUGUAAUGGAUAUAUAACACAUAAUGUAGAAAUUUAUGUCUGAUCACUUAUGAUAAUAAAAGAAUCUGUCGGAAA